Messenger RNA from Schistosoma rodhaini, 1851 nucleotides. Lineage: Eukaryota; Metazoa; Platyhelminthes; Trematoda; Strigeidida; Schistosomatidae. The record is from the annotation of a GenBank genome assembly.
CAGGAUUAACAUAGGUUCAUCAACUUACUAUCCUUAUUACUGAAGACUGAACAGUGAAGUUAUUCAUUCACAUAAAUGCCUUAUUUAACAACGAUGUGAGCGCGUGAAUGUGAGGGAUUAAAAAUAUCUUGAAAACGUUCAGUUGAAAUCGCUCGAUUUUCAACUGUGGACUACCCGUUAGUUUUCCGACCCAUUUACUUACAGCCUGAAUUUCCAGUCUGUUUUAAUCCAGUUGCUUUGUUAUUGCUAACUAUUGCAUUUACUUCCCAUAUCUGAUACUUUUUAUCUGAGGAAAAAUUCGUACAAAUUCGUGGGUGAUAUUAGAUGUAUCAUUAACUGAACUUGACUUUGUAAUUUGUUCCAAUGUCCAUCUUAUCUCAAUAGUUUCCAUACAUUAUCAUUCGUAAUUAUAACAUAAUACAAGAUGAAUAGUGAUAGUGCUACCUUGUCGACAUUGGAUACAUUAUUCACUAGUUCAACAUUUGAUUCAUUUGAUGUUCUGUAUACAUUACUAUUUGGACUUCUUGUAUUUUGCAUUAUGGCACCGACUACAGAGUUUAUUUCUGCUGGUGUAACAUUGGAGAAUUUGUUUAAUCGAUUUCUUGGUAAUGAAAGUCAAUACUUUGUACAGUAUCAUUUAAAAAGAACUGUAAUGGUACGGUUAUUUUCAUCGUCUUUAGUCUUUUUGUAUUUUAUGUUCAUGCAGUUUCUGUCCAAAAAUGUAGCAGUUUCUGCUCCAAAUAUUUCAUUUCCAUUUACAAUUUGGGAUGUUAUUUUAUGGAUUGGCAUAGGCGGUUUAUCUAUCAUCGGAUCACAUACUUAUCUAGUUUGGUAUGGAUCUGGUACAUGGUAUGGUCAUCCAACAAUUUUAUCGUUGAAACAGACUAUUAUGGAAUCACUACCUGAUUCACAAUCGUCAUCUUCAACCACAGCAUCAUCAUCCUUGUCAAAUGGCGCAUUUGGUGUCGCUCUAAAAGCUUUGAUAUCUUCAAUAAAUUCUGAAUAUCAACGUUCUGACAAAUUCGUAGCAGGUCAAGGAAGUUUAUCAACUAAUUGGUCUGGUCGGCGAUUUGUUAUCACAGAUUCAUGGAUUUUAACUUCACGUUUUACUGAAUUCAAAAUAGUUAAACAAUCUUCAGAAAAUAUGUUAGCUGUUGUUGUUUCAGCAUUUUCAGUUCUGGAUCCAAGCUCCCUAACUCAAGAUGGUCAACCUGACGGAGAAAGUCUCGGUGUGCAAACAAUUGUUACAGUGAGAUUUAUACGUACAGAUACAGGAGUGUGUUUGCUUAGUUUUGGAUUUCCAGCGUCGAAUUUAGAUGAGUUGCGCAGUAAACUACGUUUCCCUUUAAUACAAGCACAAGGUGUACAAUUGGAGCCAACAAUUAUCCAAAGAUUUAUUGAAGCAUUUGCACAAGUGGUUGAUGAAAAUCAACCGGUAAACCUACCAUCUGGCUAUGAGUUGGGACAGUGCAUUGGAUGUAUGGUACAACAAGUUAAUGUCACUUUAAAUCGUCAAUGUGAAAGUUCACUCACCUCUUCUUCAUCAUCAUUAGCAAAUAAUAGUAAUCAGUCGUUAAAUAAUAAUCAAUGCGGUAUAUGUUAUUGUAGACCAUUAUGGUGUUUAGAAUGUUUAGCACGUUGGUUUGCUUCAAGACAAAGUAAUAUGCAUCGUCCAACAACCCAAUGGCUUUCUGGACGUGUGCCUUGUCCAACAUGUCGCACAUAUUUUUGUGCUCGUGAUGUAUCACGACUUAUUAUUUCUCAUCAACAAUUGGACUGAAAAUGUGCUUCAUUUGUGGUACCAAUCGGUUUUCGCCUUCUACCCAUAUUUCGUGUACACUUGAACAAUUC